This is a messenger RNA of Uncinocarpus reesii 1704, 2520 nucleotides long. RefSeq lists its product as uncharacterized. The coding region runs from base 1 to 2520 and encodes 839 amino acids. Gene Ontology annotation, cellular component: RZZ complex. Lineage: Eukaryota; Fungi; Ascomycota; Eurotiomycetes; Onygenales; Onygenaceae. The record is from RefSeq and is a predicted model, not a curated record. Gene Ontology annotation, biological process: mitotic spindle assembly checkpoint signaling; endoplasmic reticulum to Golgi vesicle-mediated transport. The transcript is spliced from 3 exons.
AUGGCUUCUGCUCCGUCCAACGAGGCAGCAUGUCAAGCGCUUCUAGACUUCGUGACCGAUGGGCGGUUCCCAGACUCGGAACGCCUGGUUUCUGCCGACUUCCCCUUGGAAAUUAUCCCAACAGAGCUGCAGGAGAUAGCAAAGGCCAAGAAAGCAGUCGAGAAUGAAAUAUCCACCCUCAGCCGUGAAACUGCCACCAGCAUAGACGAUUGGAUUACCCAAGCAAAGCAGUUGCAUCUAGAUAUAGAACACUCCAGGCUGGCGGCGAGAGAAAUCGUCGCUUUACACGAAAAAGGGCGAGAGCUUCGUGAUCGAGUGGCCGAUGCACAAUCAGCAGUUGACGGGCUACAUGGUGAAAUUGCGUUUAAUGGAGCUCUGCUACAGACACUGGAGGCCGCACGCGUGAUUGACGAGAAAGCAGGCGAGGCCCGGUUAGCACUCGACAGCGGUCACUGGAUCAGGGCCAUUGAACUCGUCCAGGAAGUCCAAGGAUCCCUCUCCGGGACCAAGUUACCUGAAAAUACCAAUGUUGUCAAGUUGCUAUCCACUAAAGCGACAGAACUACGCACUGGUAUUGCCAACGCCCUUCGAGCAGAGUGGGACUCCUUGAUAAGGAUAGAUGCGACUUCAAGUGAACCAACAGUCACAAGUAACGAUUCCGGUCGUUUCGCAGAUAUGCUUGCUGGGCUCUCCAGGUUACAGAUAUCAGACAGCGUCUUUCAGUCUUUCGAACAGGAUUUAAUUAAUCAUAUCAUCAAACCUGUCAUCUCCCCCCCAGCAGUAUCGCAAGGGCGAAUAUUCUCCAUUGAUAAGGAUUGCUUGAGACUAAAACAACUAUCAUCGAAACCGCCGAUUACGGAUCUUUUGAAUAGUGUAUUAUCUGCAUUCUCUUACUUCAAGGAGUACUUUCCCGACGUCGUCGUUGACCGGCUACUUGUUACUCUCGCAGGCACAAUCGCUUCACCGCUAAUAGCAAAGUGGUUAACACCCUCAGUCCCUAGCGACCUUUCCUUACUAGACGGGUUCCAGGAGACAAUCGGUCAACUUCGUCAGUUCAUUUCAGGGCUCGAGAGCCAAGGCUGGUGCGGUUUGGAAGAGCUGAACGUUUGGAUUGAGCAAGUCCCCCGCCUCUGGCUUACCCAGCGGCGCUGCAAAGCGCUGAACGACGUGCGACUAGCUAUCUCCCGCAGCAGUGGCCACAUACGAAAGGUAGAAAGGAUAGAGAAGGAAUGUAUAUCAGAGGGCAGUGCCAUACCUGGAGAACACAUUAUUGAGGAUGAUUGGAACGCUGAAUGGAGUGAUAACGAAGAAGAAAGUACCCCGGAAAAACCAUCAAACAAAGACAUACCGCAACUUGAAAGUGGCAAAACAGACGCUGGAGAUGAAGACGUAGAAGAAACCGACGAGUCGUGGGAUUGGGGUGACGAGAAUGAUAAUCCUCCAGCGGUUGGUCAACUCCAGGAAAUAGCCAAGUCACGUCCGCAAACAAGUGGGCACGGCAGCGCCCGAGAGGAAUCCCGAAGAGAAGUGAUUCUGAAAGACUCAUAUGCCAUUACAGAUUUGCCGGACUGUAUUUUGGCAAUAAUCUCUGCUCAGAUCUCGGACGCGGAGAACUUGGCAAAGUUUGGGUUUGCACCCUAUCAGCUUGUUAUCAUUAUUGAGAACCAUGCUAACGCGUUCCAAAGGGCACAUCUCAAUCUCGCGUCCUCGCGACCAGCUCUGCUUGCGCUGCCAACACUCGUUGUUGCCAUGUUCAAGGCAACAGCCCCAUUAUUCUACUCGCACAAGUUUACUGUCGGUCAAAUACGUCUUUACAACGACUGUAUGUAUUUUGCCGAGCAGCUACGUUCGCUCUCUGAAACGAGGAGUCUCCCGAAGCUAAGCUCGGAUGCGGAAUCGAUCGAGAAGUUUGGCAAAGCAGCAUAUGGGAAAGAGCUUCAGUCACAACGUACAGUUUUAACCGAUUUGCUGGAUGGCUGUCAGGGGUUUUCGAAUUGCUCGCAGGAGCCGUUUCUCGGAGAAUGCAAGAAUGCAAUGGCGGCCGCGGUGGACAGAGUAACCGACGUCUAUAAAGAAUGGCAUCCGAUAUUGUCUCGCUCUGCGCUUCUACAGUCGAUCGGGGCCCUCAUGUCAGCUGCUAUUAACAAGCUGAUACUAGACAUCGAGGAUUUGAGCGACAUCUCCGAUGCUGAGUCGCGAUGCUUAGCCGAAUUCUGUAGCUCUCUAUCGAAAUUGGAAGAACUAUUCCUUCCCGAACCUAGCACAGACGCCAAUGCCGCCAACCAGCCAGAGGCGAUGCCAAUGACGGCGAUGUAUGUUCCGAAUUGGUUGAAAUUCCAAUAUUUGAUAAAUAUCCUAGAAGGCUCUCUGGCUGAUAUCAAGUAUCUGUGGACUGAAGGGGAAUUGAAACUGGAGUUUGAUGCGGAGGAACUGGUUGACUUGAUCAAAGCGCUGUUUGCAGACUCGGAUCAUAGGAAGCGGGCGAUUGCAGAGAUACGGCGGGCUUCAAAUGUACCCUAG